Bombyx mori (domestic silkworm) is the source of this 6178-nucleotide messenger RNA. RefSeq names its product zinc finger protein Xfin. The transcript has 16 exons. The coding region runs from base 1451 to 4147 and encodes 898 amino acids. The record is from RefSeq and is a predicted model, not a curated record. NCBI's taxonomy places the organism in Eukaryota, Metazoa, Arthropoda, Insecta, Lepidoptera, Bombycidae.
UUUUUUUUUUAUUUAUUUAUUAAUUUAUCAAAACUAGGUUUAACUGAGACUAAGGGGGUGGAAACUAUGGUGGUAACUAUACUAACUAAAAACUAUUAUUUACACUAAUCUAAACUAAACUAACUAAGGCACCUACACCCAUGAACUCUAGCCUAUACUGAUCCGACUGCCAGUUCGGGUUUAGAAUUCAGCCCUUCCUAGCCCCGAAGGGUAGGGGAGGACUGGGAUCGGACACAGGUGGCCAGACUCAGCGGCGCUAACGUAACUCAAUUUUAUUCUCAGAAUAAAGUGAGUACGCAGCUUAACAGGUAUGAACGACACCUACCCGCAAUUAACAAAUGUUAAGAAAUAAAGUGUCGUUCGACUUACCUGGUCCCGGGUCCCGAAUUUGUUCUGUUCGGAGCGUUGACAGCGCGCCUACACAGAACUUCAAGAGUUUUGUACACUCGCGAUGAGGAGAGUAUCCAAGUCAGCACAGCCUUAGUUCACACGUCCGUCACUCGCACUGGUACCCCGGGGAAUCUUCGAAUUUGCAGCGAGUUCGGUCGCGCAGCAAAAUCCCUAUCCCCUCCAAGCAUGCCUUUUUAUUGACUGGAGUUAAUUCGUGCUUCACCGGGAAUAUGAAGCCUAAUCCCUGGACGAGUAAUUGCCUGACUAACAACGCGGGAGCAACAACGUGGAUGCGCCCACUACUCAAUCGGGAUCGCGAACCGCUGAGGCGCUAUGGGCCAGGAGUAGCCAGUCGAGGUCCAGAGAUGGCAAGGCAAAAAAUAUAAAUACAUAUAACAGGCUGCAUAACGUAAGGAGUAGAUACUAAUUCGCAGGUAGGGAGUUGAGUUUAUGGACUACCCACGUGCUUAAGAAAUCGAAAGGGCAUUGCUAAGCCCCUGCAUACCAUUAAAGAGUAUUUAACAUGUAAUUGAUCAGAAAUCUUUGUGGAGUUCAAUCGGUUGGUGAUACAUAUUAUUAAUAUGCGAGGAGGUGGUCACGACCUUCAGUAUUACGGAAACCGAAGCGAGGAGGAGGAGGAGGAGGUGGUCAUAUACUGCUAUAAUGAAAUAUAAUAAAGAUACAGUCUUUCUGUACCGAAAUUAUUCUCAAACCAUUGGUCUGAAUAAAUACAAAAAAAAUCAUUUUAUUAUUGGAAGCUGUACAUUAAAGCUCGCAACAUUACCAAUCUGACGGCCAUGACAGCUCAUUCAUCAUAGAGUGUAAAAAAAUGUGAACAUGUAUUUUAAUUAAAUCGUUUAAAAAGUAAGAAAAAUGAGCUUAAAAAUGAGUUAAAUCCGUUUUACGAACAGUCAACGAGACUAUAAAGUUGUUAUGCGUGUUAAAAUUGCGUUCGAUGGAAAAAAAAACAUAAAAUUACAUGUUAAAAGAAUCACUUGAAUUUUUAAUAGAGAAAAAAGGCAGUUUUUCGUGACAAGCGCUCGUCUCAGAGUAAACAGAAAUGAACGUUGUAACAUUAGACAUAGACCCACUGAGCAGCUACGAGUACCCUUACGAUUAUGAAAACAUACCGGAGCCCUAUCCAUACGUGCAGGAUGUCAAAAACGAAUGCCACUACCAGUACGGGCAAAAUUAUCAACACACUCAGCAAAGUAAUGUUGUUGAAGACAAACCACCCGAAGUUCCUGCAGAGAAGAUUGCCGUUGAAAAUAAUGCUGAAGAUACAGCGAAAUCAGAUGUCAAACAAGAUUUAAAACCAGUCUUAGAAGACGAGCAGAAGCCUAAAGUCAAGAAAAGCAAUUACUGGUCGAUUAAAAUCAAGGAGAAGAAUUUUUCCUUCUACGGAUGCGCCCUGUGCAACAUUAGUUACUGCGAACUCCAAAUGCUCGAUCAGCAUAUGACGACGCACAAGGACAGGCUGACCAGCUACGAUUUGAGAGUGAAAAAUCAAAUUAAACGGAAGAAAAUUAAAAAAGAAAAGAAGAUUAAGAAGAGGAUCAAAAUUGAGAAAACGGAAGACGGGAUAGAGAUUAAGCCAGAAGAGGGUUUUAUUGGUGAGGAGAAGGCUUCAAAUUAUAACAACGACAAGGUUAUGUCGGAUAAUGAUAAACAAGAUAAUGAUGAGCGUAAAGAUAACAAUGCUAACACAACAAAGAAGAGAGUAGGCAAGAAAGUGGAGUUAUUGAAGAAGCAAUGUACAGAUGAUUUACAGAAAAUAUAUAAAUGCUUCGCUUGUGGAAAACAAUUCACUUUGAGUUACUAUUUGAGGCUACAUGUGCGUUCACAUACAGAUGAAAAACCCUACACGUGUGCCGAGUGUGGGCAAUCGUUCAUAACGGCCAGCAAACUCGGCAGACACAAUAAACGGAUACACUUAGCCAUCAGAUACCAGUGCAGGAUAUGUUACAAGUUCUUUUCACAAUUUGACCUAUUGAAAAGGCAUUUCGAUAAGAAACAUGCUGACGACAAACUCGAAGGAGAACCAUAUGAUUACAACGCCAUCUUGCCGUAUUUGAAAGAGUUAGAGGAAGAGUUGAAGGAGAAGUCAGAGAAAGAGAAGCAGCUCAAGACCGAGGAGACUUGGCCCGAUCAGUGGCAGGCAGGCGACAAGAAACCUGACACUGACACUGUUGAAACUGAUAUGCUGAAUGUGAAUGUGCAGCAAGCAGACGUCAAGACACCCCUGGCUGGAGUGGUCUCACCACCGCGGACGGUAGUCGCCGACGUGCUGUACAGCGCGGUGAAACUGGAGAAUGAAGAUGACAACAAUGAUGACGUCACGGCCGAUGACGUCACCGCCGAUGACUUGAAAGAUGAUAGCAACUCCGACGAAGACUAUUUCCCUUCAAACACUUGGGCGACCGUGUCUCCGGCCCGAAGUCCGCAGCCGGCCUCGAACCGGCGCGCGAGUGGCAAGCUGACCUGUCAGAUCUGCAACAAGACCAUCAGCUCCGUGACGUACAUGAAGGUCCACCUGAGGACCCACUCCGGGGAGAGGCCCUUCAAGUGCUACAUCUGCGACCGGGGAUUCAUAACCUCAAGCAAAAUGCACAGACAUGUCCUCACCCAUAACGAAGAAAAUGAAAUACAUAGUUUGGGAGACGGCGCUGACGCGACCGGACUUAAAGAAGAGAAGCCAAAGAAAAAGAGAGGCAGAAUCAAAAAGAAAGAGAAGACAGACCUACCGAAGAUCAAAGAGAAACACAAGAAGAGGCCGCACUCGUGUGAGUUCUGCAAUAAAAGGUUUUUGCAUCUGGCAACACUGCAAGUUCACAAGAAAUGCCACGAGGGAGAGACUUUAACGUACAAAUGCGAGUACUGCCUCGAGGACCAGCCCGACGAGGAGGCGCUCCGGCUGCACGAGGCCACGCACGGCGGGGCAAAGCCCUACACGUGCACCCUGUGCGGGAAAAACUACAAGAGGAAAACGACAAUGGUCCACCACCGGCAGCACCACCGCGCCGACCAGCCAGCGCUGAGCUGCCCGGCGUGCCCCAAGCGGUUCCACUCGGAGCGCAAGUUACAGCGGCACGCCGCCCGGCACGGCGCCGCCCGCUCCUCCCUGCGCUACGAGUGUCCGGUGUGCGCGCACAUGUUCCACACGCGGUACCACGCCCUCAUGCACCUCAAAAGCCACCUCAAGGAAGGAUUGAUCCAAGAGGAGAACCGGCCGGAGAUCGUGGCGAUGCUGCUGCAGAACGCGCGGCGCCUCCCGCAGGACCCCGGCGCCGUCCCCAGCGCCGCCGCGGACGACGAGCGCAGCCGCGUGUGCAACAUAUGCGGCGAGGUGUUCCAGCACUUUUACUAUCUGGAGGAGCACCUCAAGAGCCACGGCUCGAGAAUCGCCAUCGAGGACCUGGACCGGCCCGAGGAGAAGCGCUACACGUGCACCGUGUGCCAGAAGAGCUUUAAGCUGCACUAUUACCUAAAGCUGCACGGGUAUACCCACUCGAAGGAGAAGCCGUACAUCUGCCAGCAGUGCGGCAAGGGGUUCAUCACGAAGGGCAAGCUGAAGCGGCACUUGGAGACCCACAGCGGCCUCAAGAAGUACCAGUGCCACAUCUGCUAUAAGUUCUUCACGAGGCCCAGCUAUCUGAGGAUACACGUGAGGACCAUUCACGGCACGCAAGACUACAAUUUCAAGAUCGACAAAAUCAACUCUUGGAGUCGCCCGGGCGGUCUGCCCCUCGCCAAUUAGAGGUGGCAUGACGUGGUUGUUGAUUUUUGAUUAUCGAAGUGAAACUUCUUUUAAGGGCGCGUUUAGUAAGAUUUAACUCGCGACUUCGUUACGGCUAGAGAGAGAAGAUACAAUUUAGGAGGAGCGAGAGUGAGAGAAUAGACAGAGCGUCUCGCGAACCACUCGACCGUGGUGAGAGAGAGAGAGGUAGCUAAGUCGUCUGUCUCAUACACAUUCUGUUUACAGGCGUCGGCCACUAGAUGGCUCGUUGGCAGUAACAUGUUAACUAUCUUAUAUUUUGUUUUUAAUGACGGCUUAAAAAAAAGGUUUAUUUUUCUAUAUAUAAUUUAAAAUAAAUGGUGAAGAGGUCGUUUCUCUUAUACACAGCCUUCGCUAUUACAAGAGAAUUUUGAUUUAAGGAUGAAAAAAAUGAAGAAAACCACAAUACUGUACGCACCGCAAAAGAAGUUUCACUUCUAACACGUGCACCAUUCUUUUAAUACAUUCAUAUUUGUUUAAAUUAAAUGUUCUAAAACGGGUAAGAGCUCUGGUAGCGGGUGGUUUUUUGUACGUAUUUCCUUAUUGUUUUUUGUUUACGGUAUUUUUGCGGGUAGUCUGUUAUUGUGAAAAUACAUUGACAAGUUUUUAAAGUGUCCAAAUCGCCUGACUUGUGAAGGUAAUAAAUGCCUUUAAUAACUUUAAAUGUUUGUACGGUUCGAAGGGUCACACGAGAACAUUGACCCCACGUCCGCAGCUGAUUUUAAAUUGCAAUACAUUGCGUGUUAUGUGAAAGAAUAAAAAAUUAAACAGUUUCAAUAACUACCUACAUAUAUUUUCGUUUUCUCACAUGUUGAAUUAUGUACUUACUUGAAGAUUUUUUUCAUUUGAGCGAUUUUUUUUUUUUAUUUUUUAGUUGGGUGGACGAGCUCACGGCUCACCUGGUGUUAAGUGGUUGUCCGAGCCCAUGGAAAUCUACACCGUAAAUGCAGCCACCCCCACGCAGCAGGUGGGUGGCUGCAAACGCAUUACUGCUUCACGGCAGAAAUAGGCAGGGCGGUGGUACCUACCCGUGCGGACUUAAAAUGUCUUACCACCAGUUUCAUAGUCUUGAUAUGACAAAUAUAAUGGUGCCAUGAAGCAUGGUGGGAUUAUUGGUGUCCUCACCAUCAUGCCUAUUUCUGCCGUGAAGCAGUCUCGCGUUCCACUCCGAAUGGUGGGGCAGCCACUAUGGCAUCGAGACCAGAACCUCAUGUCUCAAAGCUGCUAAUUCGUGUACGAGAAGAAAAACAAAAGUACCAGGGCACUAUGAGUCGCAAGAGGUGUUUGUUUAACUCUUUAUACAAGCUCUAUACAAGGCUUGAGGCUGGUGACCACUUAAUACCAGAUGGGUGAUAAGCUCGUCUCAUUGAUACGAAGAGACAAAAACUCAUACACUUAAAGAGGUUCAUCGAUGAUCACAAUAGAGUAUUGGUUUUUUAAGAGUACCAGGGACGCAUAACUCGCAAGAGUUAUGUCGGUAAAAAGACUAAAAACAUCUAAAGAGAAGACAUCUUCUAAAUAAAUACAUGAGUGUUUUUGAAAUUGUUUCUGGUGUUUUGACUUUAAAUUCGCCAUUAAAAAUCUUAUAUCGAGGGGCGAUAAGGUAUUUUAAGGUUUGAGCGACAUUUUUGCACAACUUUACUGGAAAGCCAUUUAAAGUUUUAAACUUUGGAAAAAAUAUUUAAAACCAAAAAAACCUCUUCAGCUAUUUCAAUGGAGUAAACACAAUUGAAGUUCAAUCAAAAACAUCGAACUGUUGAUGCUGAUACCAAAUAAACCGGACCUUUAAUUACAAAGAUAAAUGUCGCGUGGUAAGGGAAAUGUCGCUUAAACAAAUAUAUAAAACGCCCCUCGAUACAAAACGCCCUUUUCAAAUGCUGUCCACUGACCGCAGCUGUCGAAGGAUUCUCACAAUUUUUUCUAUUUUUAAGUUACAGUUUGUAAAAUAAGGUUGUUGUUAAUUUUGUAUUAAAAAAAAAAAACCUAAAGUUGAAAUAAAAACGUGAUCUUGAA